Paramuricea clavata is the source of this 1355-nucleotide messenger RNA. The record is from the annotation of a GenBank genome assembly. Lineage: Eukaryota; Metazoa; Cnidaria; Anthozoa; Malacalcyonacea; Plexauridae.
AUGGAUUCUGAAAGACAUUCUUUGAUUGUUAAAAUUACUGCUGAAGUGGAAGAGAUUGGAAAAGUUCUCGAAGGUAAAAUAUUUUAACUCUUGUGAUUGUAAUAACAUCUACUGUAUCAUCUAUGCCUGUUAAUGAAUUUUAUGAUAAAUUGUGCUAUUAAUAUGACGACAUGGUUAAUUUUAUAGUGUAUUUUUAGUAGUUCUAUUUGUCAAAGAUAAUUACAUUUUCAAAGCAAGAAAAUGUUUUAAAUUUAGAGCCAUUGCGGCGAUUGCCGUUGGGCAACACAAUCUGAUUCGCGCAGAGUUGGCUCGAUUUUACAUCUAUUAUUUUAUAUUUUACAUCUUAUAUUUACAACUAAUGAGCUAUGCUUGAGAUAUUUUAAUUUAAGAAGUCGUAGGUCGUCAUAAUACAAGAACUAAAUAUUAGAUAAAUAUGAGUUACAAACUGUAUUAAAAUAGUCUUCGAACAUGCUUUUAUGUGCUUUGACUUGGCGGCCAUGCGGUCAAGGGGAUGCGCGCAAAGCAUCCUGGUUGAUAAUGACUCUUGCAAUUCAAUUGACAAUUUGCAUGUUAGACUAUAAUUUUUGAUCUGGGCAAAAAAAGUAAAUUCCCGAAAAGAACUUACUAAAAUUGAAAAUAUACAGAAAAUAUACUGGGCUGAGUGGUUAUAUUACUACCUUAAUAUAUAAGCAGGAACUCGACGUUUCGAGCGAAGGCCCUUUGUCAAGAGUUAGUAGCCAAAGGCCUUCGCUCGAAACGUUGAGUUUCUGCUUAUUUCUUAAGGUAGUAAUAUAACCAUUUUUAAUUUAUAAGCAUUUUUACAUUGGUACUACCUACACUGGUACAGACAGUUUUAGUAUACUGUAUAUAUUACAGAAAAUAUAGCCUUGCCAAGUUUGCACAUUUUGUAUGUGUUUGUAUUUAUAUUUGUAUAAUAUGUUUGUAUUAGGAUAGCCCGCUUAGCGAGGUAACCUGGUUAGCGAGAUCUCACUGUGAACAGUAUAAUUUAUACUUAAAAUUCCAUGGUCAUGUGGGCUGGCCUGCUUACCAAGAUCAAAACAACUAUAAUUAGAACAAAAUUGUUCCAGCAAAUGGGAUGAGUUUUCACUGCUAACUGGGCAACCUCGCUAAGUGAGCCAGCCUGGCGCUUCAUUUAAACAGGGCCCCAAAGAUUACUACAUUAUCUUAGUUGCUUGCAACUUAGUCUGUAAACUGUAUUUAUAGAAAAUGGAAUUACAGAUGACAAAGACAUUCAAGCACUUUGCUACGAAGCUUUAAGUGAUAUUUAUCCUGGACGGGGACUUAAAAUUGUACAGCGCUCUAAGGCUUGGAAAAUUAUACAGGCCUCCUUGAAG